GUCCGGUUGGCAGAGAAAAGCGCUUGCUGAUUGACGUGCAAACGGAUUCGGUUGGCGACAAUGAAGACUGAUUUCAAGUUCUCCAACCUACUGGGUACGGUCUAUCGCAAAGGUAAUCUGCUCUUUACGCCCGAUGGCACCUGCUUGAUCUCCCCAGUGGGCAAUCAGGUCUCGGUAUUCGACCUAGUCCACAACACCUCCUAUACCCUUCCCUUUGCGCACCGCACCAACAUUGACCGUGUUGCUCUCGCGCCUCGCGGCAACCUCCUCCUGACCAUUGACGAGAAUGGCCGCGCCAUCUUGACCAACUUCCUCCGCCGAAUUGUCAUUCAUCACUUCUCCUUCAAAGGCCGUGUCUCCGCGCUUCAAUUCUCCCCGUCUGGUCGUCACUUCGCUGUCGGAGUGGGGAGACGCCUGCAGUUCUGGAACACCCCGACGACACCAGGCACUGACAACAAUGGCGAGCUUGAAUUUGCCCCCUUCGUCUUGCACCGUGACCUUGCCGGUCAUUUCGACGUGAUCCAGCACAUCGAGUGGUCCAGCGAUUCCCGCUUCUUGCUCACAGCCUCCAGGGACUUGACGGCUCGGGUAUGGAGUAUGGACCCCGAAGAGGGCUUCGAGCCCACUACACUGGCCGGUCAUCGCCAGGGCGUAAAGGCGGCAUACUUCUCCGCUGAUCAAGAAUCAAUCUAUACAGUCAGCUCGGACGGAGCCCUGUUCAGAUGGGAAUAUGUGACCAAGAAGGACCCGGAAACAAUGGAUGAUAUUGCGGAGGCUCGCUGGAGGAUUGUUAAGAAGGACUUCUUCAUGCAGAAUGAUGCCAAGGUCAACUGUGCCGCCUUCCAUGCGCCCACCAACUUGCUGGUUGUCGGGUUCUCGAACGGUCUGUUCGGGCUCUAUGACCUCCCGGAAUUCAACCAGAUCCAUCAGCUGAGUGUGUCCCAGAGCAACAUCGACUGCGUUACGAUAAACAAGUCGGGUGAGUGGCUGGCGUUUGGCUCCUCCCAGCAUGGACAGCUGUUGGUAUGGGAAUGGCAGUCAGAGUCCUACAUCUUGAAGCAGCAAGGCCACCUUGACUCCAUGAAUGCAUUGGCCUACUCCCCCGACGGACAAAGAAUUGUCACUGCAGCAGAUGAUGGAAAGAUCAAGGUCUGGGACGUCAAGUCUGGUUUCUGUCUCGUCACAUUCACGGAACACACAAGUGGAGUUACGGCUUGCGAGUUUUCGAAGAAAGGAAAUGUUCUGUUCACAGCCUCCCUGGACGGCUCCGUAAGAGCAUGGGAUCUCAUCCGUUAUCGAAACUUCCGCACAUUCACCGCUCCAUCCCGGUUGUCCUUCUCAUCGCUUGCUGUCGACCCCAGUGGUGAGGUGGUUUGCGCCGGCUCUACAGACUCCUUCGACAUUCAUAUCUGGUCCGUACAGACUGGUCAGCUGCUUGACCAGUUGGCUGGUCAUGAAGGUCCCAUUGUUACCAUGGCAUUUGCUGCAGACGGCAGCCAUUUGGUGACCGGCAGUUGGGAUCGCACCGUGCGUGUAUGGAGCAUUUUCGGACGGACUCAAACCAGUGAGCCGCUUCAGCUCCAGGCGGAUGUGCUGAGCGUGGCUUUCCGGCCUGAUGGAAAGCAGGUCGCCGCGUCCACCUUGGACGGACAGCUGAGUUUCUGGUCAGUGGAGAAUGCUGUGCAAGUCGGUGGAGUGGAUGGUCGCCGUGAUGUGUCUGGUGGACGCAAGAUCACCGACCGCCAAACGGCUGCGAAUGCUGCCGGGACCAAGUCCUUCCGUUGCAUCAGGUACAGCUCAGACGGUAGUUGUAUUCUCGCUGCUGGAAACAGCAAGUACAUCUGCCUGUACGACGUGGCGACGGGCUCUAUGCUGAAGAAGUAUACCGUGUCGGUCAACACCUCCCUCGAUGGAACCCAGGAGAUCCUCAACAGCCGUGACAUGACCGAAGCUGGCCCGCGCGGUCUUAUUGAUGAAACCGGUGAAGCCUCCGACCACGAGACACGUGUGGACCGCAACCUGCCUGGAGCCAAGCGUGGCGACCCCGGAGUCCGUACGACUCGUCCCGAGGUCCGCGUCACGGCAGUCGACUUCUCGCCUACCGGCCGUGCAUUCUGUGCAGCUUCCACCGAAGGACUGCUGAUCUACAGCUUGGACUCGGACCUUGUCUUCGAUCCCUAUGAUCUCGACAUCUCGAUUACGCCGUCCAGCAUCCUGGCCACCCUGGAAGGCGCCAAGCGAGCCGCUGUAACGGGCGAAGUGAACGACGAUGAAACCUUCCUGAAGGCAUUCAUCAUGGCAUUCCGUCUGAACGAACAAAAACUCAUUCGGGCAGUCCACGAAGCCAUCCCUCCCUCCGAAAUCACCCAUGUGGUCCGCUCGGUGCCUACAGUCUACCUUCCCCGUCUCCUCCGCUUCGUGGCUCAUGCCGCAGAAGAAACGCCCCAUCUCGAGUUCAACCUGCUGUGGAUCGAAGCGCUUUUCAGCAACCACGGCCGAUACUUCAAGGAGAACUCGGGCAGCUUCGCGCCCGAGCUCCGUGCGGUGCAGCGCGCCAUCGACGAGAUCAACAACAGCUUGAAGCGACUCACUGAGAAGAACAUCCACAACCUCAACUACCUCCUUUCAAGGCCGGUCCUUGCCGGAAACAAGAAGCCUGAUCUGGCCAUGAGGGCGCUGGGUGAGACUCUUGAGAGGAAUGCGGACGACGAGAAGAUGUCCGAUGCUGACUCGAACGAAGAGGGUGAAGGAGAAUGGGUGGGUCUUGAAUGAUUGUUAUGUUUGUUUGUGUUUGUCCCCUGUAAUCUUAGACCUUCCUGUUCGUUCUGUGUUCACUCUCCCAGCCGUCUUUCUGCUUUGCUUUGCAUUUGCGCCUGGCGUUUGAUCUGUGGUAUACCUGGAGAUACAAAAAAGAGGGACAGCAAAAAGUUGGGAGUAUUGCUGUGUUUAUAGGUCUAGUUGACCGUAUACUGAAUAUAUGAGUAUAAUAGAAGUAACCUUUUGUUCGGUUGCCUACUAGCAUUUAUGUAGUAGUAAAGCCCACAUAUCAAAUC
This is a messenger RNA of Aspergillus piperis CBS 112811, 3053 nucleotides long. Its product is annotated as snoRNA-binding rRNA-processing protein PWP2. Gene Ontology annotation, molecular function: protein binding. The record is from RefSeq and is a predicted model, not a curated record. Gene Ontology annotation, biological process: maturation of SSU-rRNA from tricistronic rRNA transcript (SSU-rRNA, 5.8S rRNA, LSU-rRNA); ribosomal small subunit assembly. NCBI's taxonomy places the organism in Eukaryota, Fungi, Ascomycota, Eurotiomycetes, Eurotiales, Aspergillaceae. Gene Ontology annotation, cellular component: small-subunit processome; Pwp2p-containing subcomplex of 90S preribosome. The transcript is spliced from 5 exons. Bases 61 to 2772 code for a protein of 903 amino acids.